GCUGCGCUCAGCGCUAAAGAUGUGAAAAUGGCGGAGCUGCAAAUGCUUCUGGAAGAGGAAAUCCCGGCGGGGCGAAGCGCGCUUUUAGACAGCUUCACCAAUUUGGAAAGAGUCGCGGAGUACUGCGAAAGCAACUAUGUACAGUCUCCAGACAAGCAGAGGGCGCUGGAGGAGACCAAGAACUACACCACCCAGUCUCUGGCCAGCGUGGCCUACCUGAUCAACACGCUCGCCAACAAUGUGCUGCAGAUGCUCGACAUCCAGGCGUCGCAGCUCCGCCGCAUGGAGUCCUCCAUCAACCACAUCUCACAGACGGUGGACAUUCACAAAGAGAAGGUGGCCCGGCGGGAGAUCGGCAUCCUCACCACCAACAAGAACACGUCCCGCACACACAAGAUCAUCGCCCCGGCCAACCCCGAGAGGCCCGUUCGCUACAUCCGCAAACCCAUCGACUACAGCCUGCUGGACGACAUGGGCCACGGAGUAAAGUGGUUGCAAAGGUUUAAGGCCAGUGCUCAAAACAUGAAGACGGGAGGAGGGCCGCUCCCUCGCACCAACCCCCCCACACAGAAGCCCCCCAGCCCCCCCAUGAGUGGGAAAGGGACCCUUGGGCGCCACUCCCCCUAUAGGACGCUUGAGCCGGUGCGUCCGCCCGUUGUCCCUAACGACUACGUCUCAAGCCCGACGCGCAACAUGGCGCACCCCCAGCAGAGCCCUGCACGCACUGCAUCCGUUAAUCAGAGGAACCGCACGUACAGCAGCAGUGGGAGCAGCGGAGGCAGCCACCCCAGCAGCAGUCGCAGCAGCAGCCGAGAAAACAGCGGCAGCGGCAGCGUGGGCGUGCCCAUCGCCGUGCCCACCCCGGCCCCGCCCACAGCUUUCCCAGGUUCCGCCCCCGCCUCGUCCAACCCAGCCAAACCUCCCUCCAACACUGCCACCACCCCCGGGCCUCCCUCUUCUGCCCUAGACGGCCCCCCGCAGGCCCCCAACCCCCCUGUAGAGACCCCCCCGGUCCCCCCGCCCCCUCCCCAGCUCCCCUCCUCUACAGCCCUCACUGGCACCGGCCCCGCUACUUACGGCAACCCCGUUGCACCAGGUGCUCCUCAGUUCUACAGCAUGAACCGCCCGGCCCAGCCGCCCCAGAACCCUCCGGUGGGCGGCUCGCUGCCGUACCGCCGGCCCUCGUCCGUCACCGGGCAGCCCGGCGCGGCCCACAACCCCAGCCAGCUCAACGGGGGGCCGCACUUCGCCCAGAACCAAGCAGGCCCAAACGCGCCCCCUCCCCCCUCCAUGCAGAUCACCCCCCAGCUGCCCCUGAUGGGCUUUGUGGCCCGGGUUCAGGAGACCAUCUCAGACGUGCCGCCGCCGCCUCCACCCGCAGACGACCCGGUGUUUGAGGAGCCCACACCUCCGCCGCCGCCGCCGGAGGACUACGAGGACGAUGAGGAGGAAGAGGAGUCGGCUGUGGUGGAGUACAGUGACCCCUACGCUGAGGAAGACCCGCCAUGGGCCCCGCGCACCUACCUGGAGAAAGUGGUGGCCAUCUACGACUACGCUCGCGACAAAGAGGACGAGCUGUCAUUCCAAGAGGGCGCCAUCAUCUACGUGAUCAAGAAGAACGACGACGGCUGGUACGAGGGCGUGAUGAACAGCACCACGGGCCUCUUCCCCGGCAACUACGUCGAGUCCAUCAUGCACUACGCUGACUGAACAACCCUCCGCCCUCCUCUGAGCGGGAGAAGGGAAGGGGGAGGGAGGGGACCCAAGGGUUAAAGUUGUCAAACUUUGAUCAGACGGAGCAUGACCACCUCCGGGCACAGAGGGAGAAGAGAUGGAGGGAAGCAGUUUCAAAGGACAUGACAAACUGAUGUCACUCUCUUGACAUUGUCAUCGCCAUUGUAAAACAACCACUACUCUAAAUAUAGCCUUCCCUGUAAUAUUUCUUUCUUUAUUCCACCGAGGAGGAGUGGUUGGUGAUGGAUUUGUUAUUUUUUUUGAGAGUUUUGUGUUACAGUAUGAAGCCACUACAUUGAUUUCUAGCUUUUAUUUUUGUAUUUUUCUUUUGUUGUGUUUUACCAUUUUGCCCUUACUUUUGAACGAUAUUUAUUUGUAGUGGGAGAUAAAAUGGUGAGCAGGUCGCUGCUGAGAAGGGUUCACCCACCAGUCACACGUGGAAACCUCAGAGAAAGGGCUGGAGGAAAAUGCCUUCAACACUCCAGAGACGACGGUAUCCUCGGCGGAGAUUUGCAGCCGGUACCUCGGCGGGAACGGUGCCAAAGCUGAGCAACAUAAGCACAUCCAAUGUCUUAACGCGACACACCCAGCCCAAGUGGGUCAAGCCAGACAUCUGUGAGCAAACAGUGCUUCAAAGUUAGUUUUUUGCUUAUAUCGUGCAACGUUUAUUUGAUCAAGUGUUGAGGCUUUGCGCGGUCAGGCUGACUCGGACGGGUUUAGACGCCGCAUCGCUUCACUUUGCAGGUUGUCUCGUAUUUUUCAGGCGAAGGAAUCGUCAUCCAGCCCUCACGUCAGCGAGCGCGGACGCUCGUCUGCAGGGACGACGUCCGUUUAGAAGUGCAGCUCCUGUCUUUACGGCGUAUUGGCUUCAGCGAUGGAGGGUAGUCGGACUUCUUCCUGUAAUUUAUACCACGAGUUGAGUUUUUGCUUGCGGCAGCGGCAGACUGCAUGUUUCAACGAGGAAAAAAACACAAACAAAAAAAACACUUUUCUUUGCUGCUUUAAUGAUGAUUAUCGUCUUAAUAUUUUAGGAUAUGGUGUGGUUUGGUUUUGGUAUUCACCCGCGACACGGACGGCGACGCGUUUCGCUCAUUUCUACGACGCCUGUGCCAUAUUGAGGAGCGUGUCGCUGUUCACAAGUCGUCACUUCAUUUGCAAUAACUCGGCCGGAGUGGGAGUGGACGCUCGUUUUUCAGUUUUCUCAUUUUAGUUUUGAAUCAAAAGCACAUACAUUUCUAUUUAAAACGGUGUAGAAAAGGUAAAUAAUAUAGAUUGUGAGAUGUAUUAUAUCAUCACAAUGGGACUUGUAGGAUAUGAAAAGAAGCCAGCUGUUGUGUUGAAAUGGUUUGAAACAUCACAAGCCUCUGAUACUACUUUAAAAACAUAAAAAAUAAGCGACGUUCGUCCUCUGUAUAGUUUAAUAGGCUUGACCGUAAGGUGUUUGCCAGGGCUCAGUGCUUUUUCUUAUGUCAGAUUCUUUAUUUUCUACUAAAAAAAAACAAAAAACAAAGUGGAUCUGUCUGUGAGUCUUGCAUGCCAUUGUUCUUAUCUGUACUGGUGUCCCCAAAAGAGGAAGAAAAACCCCCACAUGGAAAGAUCACCCAGUUUGUAAAGAGACGAGCACCCCGCAGCUCUGACCAGGUACCACCAGCCUCAUCCAAAGAGACUGUACACCCACGUCCCGGGAGUCGCCCUGGGACCUGGGGGAGGACGUGGGGAGGACGUGGGGAGGACGUAGGGAGGGAGGGACACGGCCAGCCCCCCCGCCCCCACAGUAGCCGUCAUUAGUGGAAUAUCGUGUGUGUGUGCGUGUGUGUGUAAGCUGCUCGUGAAUCCUGCGGAGACGGAGAUUAGAUGCAAAAACUCUACUCGUAAAAACACUGCUGGGAAGACACUAAAAAAUAUAAAUGAAACGUGGUGUUGGGUCUGCAGGAUUCACAGCCUCCUGGAGUCACUGACGUCCCUCCGGAUGUCCAGUUUAACGGUCCAUAACGCCAUUGUGUUGCACAGUUAAAGUUGAAUUGCAGAAGUAUCAUAUUUGUAAAAUCAUGAGAACAAAGACAAUAAAAUUAUUAAGAUUUC
Molecule: messenger RNA, 3816 nt
Organism: Cololabis saira (Pacific saury)
Lineage: Eukaryota; Metazoa; Chordata; Actinopteri; Beloniformes; Belonidae
Gene: abi2b
Product: abl-interactor 2b
Exons: 12
Coding region: 28-1710 (560 amino acids)
Cellular component (GO): lamellipodium
Molecular function (GO): SH3 domain binding
Source: RefSeq, a predicted model, not a curated record